GGCAGUCAAGUGUGUGAAGUUUUCCCGUUUCCUCUAAGUUUGAUUAAUUUUUCCAGAGAGAUGGAUGAAGCUGACCGCAGGAAAGAAGCUCACUUGGCAAGAAAAAUUGAACUUGAAAGACAGCGUGAAGAAAUUCUUCGUGAAAGGGAGAGACUUCUUUCUCUGAAGAGUGAAAUUGGUGCAACAGAUACGAACUCUUCAAGAAAUAGCUCAACGCGUUCGUCUACAUUGAGUGUACAGAUUAAGAAAACGAAAAACAAAAUUCCAGAGUUUGAAAGAAAAGUUCAAACGCUUAGAAAGGAAAACCAAGCUAGAACUGAUUUAUUGAGAAAACCUUACGAUGGAGAAAUGGGAAUCGGUACGUACGAAUCCUGGCAGUUGGAGGAUUUCUAUUUCGUUCGUGAGUUUGUACGAUCAUGGGUCGACGAGGUUUUGGAUUUUAUCGUUCCAGAACGCCCACGAGUAAAACCUGACUAUGAUACCCUAGGUACUGCUGAAGGGUUUUUCGAAGAACUUGAUGUUGAAAGAAAACACGAUGAAAUUCUUCAGGUGAGCCUCGACAUUGAACAGGGCAUUUUGACAGAUGUCAUUUACCAGAUUGCCAAGGAAACAGCUGCUGAAUUGGUGGCUUUUGAGGUUCAAACUAGGACCAUGCUAGAUAGAAUUAUACUGGAUUCUUUUGAUCCUCGCUCUCAAUCAGCUGAUCAGAGAAAGAUUUCCCUACUGAACAAUGCUUUGUCUCAGUUCAAAAAGGAAGCCCUGAAGAAAAGAGAGGUUUGGUCUCACAGUCAAUCAUUUCACAGAGAUGAGAAUGUAAAUGAUACUUCUGUGAUAGUUGAUGAAGAAGAAGAUACUUUUGAUGGAACUGUGCUACAUUUUCAUGACAUCACACCUUUCAGUGAUGUACCUGAUGCUAAUCUCCCUCCAGAGCAAGUUGACUUUCAAAAUAAAGAAUCAGAGUUUUGGAUGGGGAACACUGUUGACCUGUGCACACUGCCUUUACCAAGACGUUAUAGAGGUGUCUCUUGUACUGCAUUGUCUCCUGAUAACAGCCUUAUUGCUCUGGGAACAGUUCAAGGAGACAUUGUGAUCUGGGAUUUAGCUACCUUUCCACCACGCAUAUUGAGAAGCAGCCGUGGUAAUAACUCUGCUGUUGUUCAACUUCACUGGAGUUUUGACUCUUCACAAGUGGUUAGUCUAAAUGAUUAUGGUGCCAUCACACUAUGGUCACUUGGCAACACAAUAUCCAUACCUUACGAAGUGAAAUCAUUUGAGCCUUUGGAGGUUAAUAUUGGUUUUAAACCUUCUGCUCUAAUUCCAUUGUUGACUCUAGAGCGAAGAGACUUUCUGUUCACAAAAGGACCAUUUUCAGAUUCCAGAGAUUUAUCAAGUGAAGCAACAGCAGUAGCUUUUCAUCCUUCAGCAACACUUCUGGGAAGGCAAGCAUUUUUGAUGGUGGGGUUCAGUAAUGGGAACAUUUUGAAGCUUAGAUUCAACAAAAUGGUGUCAAUCAUGUCCUUUCCGCAGGUUCAACCAGCCAAUGGUAUAACACAUAAGAUUGGUAAAGAUGUUGAUGCUGAACUAUUUAAAGAACAUUGUCACAAGAUUGUGCUUAUAACAUUUGUGAACAACAUUUCACCUAUGGUAACUGUUGAUGAAAAAGGAUUUAUCAACAUAUGGGAAUACUCCAGUGAAUGCUUAACUGGAUUUGGCUGGUUUGUUCCCAGCACUAAGUACAGGCUGAACAUGGUGGAGAUGACAUACGAGCCUGUUCUUGGAACACAGGAGAAAGUAGAAUUCACAGAUGAAGUGAAAGGUCCAAAGCAUAAACACCAUCAUUUGAGGCAGAAAAUGGUUCAAAAUCGUAUAAAGACACAGAGUUACAUCAAUUCUCUUCGUCUGGGAAAACCAUGGCAGACUCAAGAGAAGGACAACAAGGUUACCAAAAUAUUUGCACCAAAAAAUGUUCCUGAAUCAGGAUCAACUUUCCACCAUGUGACUUAUUAUCGGAGGUCAGGCCAGUUGGCAUCUUAUGUCACCAAGGUUUACAAGCCAUUGCAAAUUCCAUGUUCAAAGUUCAUCUUAUCCAAACAAAACUUUGCAGGCACCAGACUUGUGUUCAUGCUUCUGUUUCCAGUGGCAGAACCAAAGGAAGCCCAUGUUUCUCUGGUUAUCAUCAAUCUUGAACCAACAGUGUCUGUUAGUAAGAAUUACAUGCACAUUGCUCUGGACAAAGAUGAUUAUGAAAGAUGUCUUUCUGGAAGUACCUGCUCUUUUGGAAUCUCUCAUGCUAUAGAUGCCACAGGAAGUGAGUACAUUGUGGCAAAUGUGAAUGGAAAUUUAUCUGCAGUUUCCAUGACAACAGGAAAUGAAGUUAUGGCAGAAACUCAGGAGGGAUGGGUGGGUUGCCAUCUCAGUCUCAAGAAAGGUCAAGUACCUCCAACUUCCAAGGUAGAAGUUGCUAGCACAUCCAAAGGUCUCCAAGUGUUGUUGUAUACCCACACACUAAAUUCUGCAGUUUUACUGCAGGUGAGAGAUGAGAACACCCAAGAGCAACGUAAACAAACAUGGAUUGCUUUCCAGCAGUGGAUACAUGUUGGCGCUAAGAAUACUGAAUGUGUUCCAGUCACUUUGCACACAAUAAGGAAACAUGAUUGGACCUUUGAGGGACACUCAGAUGUGCACAUUCAGUGUUUCAUGGAGUCUUUGGUUCUUGACUUGAUUGAUGACGCAGUCCAAAUAGCUGAGGGUUCAUUUACCAGUGAACAACAACAAAGGCUUCAUGCUGAAAACUUUCAGAUUCCAUUCUUGAGAAAGAGUUUUCAGGAAACACCACAAGAUGCUGACCAAGGGAACAUGUCUUCCUGGCAUGACAGGCAGUCAGUGGUGUCAACACUGUGGGAAUAGACUCAGUUUUAAUAGCUGAAAUUUAGAUGUAGGAAGUAGUUUUGUAAUAUUCUUGCCAUAAUUCGCAUAUGGAUAAAUCUUGAUUUCCUAAGUUUUGAUCCGCAUGUACAAUCUGAAGCAAUUUGGUUGCAUCCAACUUGUCAGAGUGACUCAUUUUACGAUUUACAUGUACAUGAAAAAUGUAUAUGAAUCUCAUUUACUACAAAGACUGCUGUGGCUGGUGCUGUAGAAUUUUCAGACAUAAUGAGUCCAGCAAAUGAAACCAUACCUGUUUUUUCAUAAA
Pocillopora damicornis (cauliflower coral) is the source of this 3190-nucleotide messenger RNA. RefSeq lists its product as uncharacterized. The record is from RefSeq and is a predicted model, not a curated record. Gene Ontology annotation, cellular component: outer dynein arm. Gene Ontology annotation, molecular function: dynein light chain binding; dynein heavy chain binding. Lineage: Eukaryota; Metazoa; Cnidaria; Anthozoa; Scleractinia; Pocilloporidae. Gene Ontology annotation, biological process: outer dynein arm assembly; cilium movement.